AUGUCCGACGAGAACGGCCCCCGAAGUCCGACCUCGCCGGUCACGGCGACAAGCAAUAUCAGUAGGAAGCAGACAGUAUCCUCGCCAGGGGCGACGCCAUCACCUGCCCCCCCGGGGCACUCCAUCAAACGCGCCGUGACGGUUGAUGACGCUCCACAAAUGCGGCGCCGGACGCCGUUCGGUCAGCUAUCAACAGAUAGCUCAUUUGUCGAGAGGGCAGACCUCCAGAGGAGAAGGAGCUCAACGCUGUCAGAUUACAGCUUUGUGGAGGCUAGGGAUCUGCUGAACCCCCGGCCCGCUGGUGUAACGUCAUCUGACGACAUGUCGAAUUGGGCCUCGGUGCCUCUAGCAUUCGCACUUCUCCCGGCCGUCGGCGGCCUCCUUUUCAAUAAUGGCAGUGCCGUUGUGACAGACGUAAUGCUUCUUGGAUUGUCGUCCGUGUUUCUGCACUGGUCCGUGACGAAUCCAUGGAACUGGUACCAUUCGGCACAGGCAGUACGCGUUAGGGCAGAGGUUAAUGUGAGUGCUAUUAUUGACGAUGAGAGCGAGAAUGAGCAUGCGGUUGGAAGCCCUUCGUCGACGGCGUCGACCUUGAACGGUCAUGCAACCAACGAAAGCCAUGACGAUGCGUCCGAGGUCCCCACCACGCCCACGUCCUCGGUGCAGGAACAGGCACAGAAGGCCACGCAGCACACGAAGAAGGAAGACGCACUGGCCGAGUUGUGGGUGCAUGAAAUUCUGGCCCUUGUGUCGUGCUUCAUGUUCCCCAUGCUGGGCGCCUACUUGCUACAUGCUAUUCGCGCGCAGCUGAGCCGCCCCUCCGAGGGGCUGGUGUCAAAUUACAACCUUACAAUCUUCCUGUUGGCGGCAGAGCUUCGCCCGUUGUCACAUCUCAUGAAGCUGGUACAGUGCCGGACGCUGUCUUUACAGCGCGACGUGCACGCGAACCCGUUUAAGGAGGAAUCUGUUACACCAGAGCAACUCAAGGUGUUGAUGGCCAGGCUAGAGUUGUUAGAAUCACGACCUCAAGCGACGCCAAUCAAACAGAACGGCAGCUCGGACAACUCCAAGGUCAAACAAGAGGCUGCUAUUGCGCGUGAUGUUCGCAAUGCUAUCCAGCCAGACCUAGAUGCCUUGAACCGUGCCGUACGACGGUAUGAGAAGAAAGCUACGGUGCUUGCAUUCCAGACUGAGUCGCGCUUUGCGGCCGUUGAUACCCGUUUGAACGACGCCAUUGCUCUUGCUGCCGCGGCCGCCAAGAACAGCGUUGCCCGCCCGGGUUUUCUGCAAUGGCUGGUAGAAUCUGUGUGGGCAAUAAUCACAAUGCCCUUCUAUGCCAUCGUCGCACUGCUCGUGUUGCCAUUCAAGACUGUCCGUGGGCUCCUCAAGCGAAAGAAGAAGCAGUUACCGGAACGAGGCUCAAGGUCAAGCCGCAAUGGCAAGGCCAUGGGACAUGGUAGAAUGGCGACGGAUCGACCACCGAGCCGAGUUUCGAAGAGAUGA
Messenger RNA from Colletotrichum truncatum, 1503 nucleotides. RefSeq lists its product as uncharacterized. NCBI's taxonomy places the organism in Eukaryota, Fungi, Ascomycota, Sordariomycetes, Glomerellales, Glomerellaceae. The record is from RefSeq and is a predicted model, not a curated record.